AUGAAGGAGCUGGGAUUCCCUUGUACAUUUAUCAAGUGGAUCAUGAAUUUGGUAACAUCUGUAUCAUACAUCUUCAAAGUUAAUGGCAAGAUUACUGCUCCAGUCCAAGCUAAAAGAGGGAUUCGACAGGGUGAUCCUGUCUCACCCCUUCUUUUUGUGAUUAUGAUAGAAUAUCUGAACAGGUGUAUGUUGAAGAUGCAGAAAACGCAGGGAUUUAGUCAUCAUGCUAAAUGUAGGAACCUGGCCUUGACUAAUCUUGCAUUUGCUGAUGAUAUACUACUUUUCUGCAGGGGUGAUGUGACAUCCAUUGAUUUGAUGAUGAAGGCCUUUAACAAGUUUUCUGAUUCUACUGGCCUAAUCUUUAAUCCUAGGAAGUGUAAAGUCUUUUUUGGUAGUGUUGAUGAAGACAGCAAGAAGACUAUCAGGUGUGCAACUGGAUUUGAUGAAGGCAGAUUUCCUGUGAAGUACUUGGGUGUGCCUCUUAGUAGUAAAAGGUUAGGUAUAAUUCACUAUUUGCCACUCAUUGAUAAGAUCACUGCUAGGAUUCGACAUUGGUCGUCCAAAUUGUUAAGCUAUGCAGGUAGGAUUCAGUUGAUAAAGAGUGUCAUUGGGGCAAUAACGCAGUAUUGGAUGUUAAAUUUUCCCCUCCCAAAGGCUGUAAUUAAGAGGAUAGAUUCUAUUUGUCGCAUUUUUGUAUGGACUGGGAAAACUGAUGUGAGCAGAAAAAGUCCAGUAGCGUGGAGCAAAGUUUGUAGCCCGAUCAAGCAAGGUGGAUUGGGCCUUAUGAAUUUAACAAUUUGGAACAAAGUUACUCUCCUAAAGUGUCUCUGGAAUAUAUGCAAGAAGAGUGAUAAUUUGUGGAUACAAUGGAUUCACAAAGUGUAUCUUAAAGGAAGGGAUGUGCUGGAUGUGGAGUUAGGGAGUAACUCAACCUGGAUUAUCAAGAAAAUCUUAAAGUGCAAGAGCCUGAUAGAUCCGAUCAGACAGCUAUGGAACAGUAUGAGCAAUGAGGGUAAGUUUUGUAUGAGGAAGGUUUAUAAUUGCUUGGUGGAUAAUGUUAAUGUCCCAUGGUUCUCUCUGUUAAUGCAUAAUUUGGCUCGGCCCAGAGCAUGCAUCACAGUGUGGAUGCUAUGUCACAAUCAUCUCCCCACGAAAGAUAGAUUGUAUCGGUUUGGUAUCAUUGGAAACACUGUGUGUAGUCUGUGCGGUGUAGCGGAAGAGAGUGCUAGCCAUCUAUUCUUCCUGUGUUCAAAAACUGAGGAAAUUUGGAUUGGAAUUCUGCAUUGGCUAGGUAUGCACCAUACUCUACAGGGCUGGGACCAUGAGUUACAAUGGAUUUUGGCUAAUACAAAAGGUAAAGGGUGGAGAGCGAGGAUAUUGAAACUGGCAGUAGCUGAAACUAUCCAUGGCAUAUGGUUACUUAGGAACUCUAUAGUGUUUAACAAUGACAUGUAUAGGAACAAUACAAAGGAAAAUAUUAUUGAUAACAUUGUAUAUAGAGGGUGGAGAAAUUGGAAGAUUAGGUUGCAUAUUACAAAUCUAAUGGUUGCACAAUGCAGCACUUCUUUUUGGCAUAAUCGCUGGCUGCGCAACCAAUCCUUGAAGGAAGCUUUUUCAGAAGUUUAUGAUUAUGCAGAAAAUCCUCUUUGCAGUGUGGCUGAAUCCGGUUCGUGGAACGGGCAGAACUGGAGCUGGAGUGUCUUAAGUGACGGGGUGUUUCAUGUUGAAGAUGUUCGGUCGCAAGAGGGGAACAAUGAGUUCCAAUGGGUGAUAGCUGCUGAUGAGCAAUUCUUUGUGAAGUCUUGCUAUGAAGUUAUAACUCAGUCUUUUGCCUCUUUGCUUUGGACCAAAGGUGUGGGUAUUUUGUGGGAUCUUAAAGUUCCAUCCAUAAUUCAUAUUUUUGGCUGGAGGUUGUUUAUUGACCGGCUGCCAACUCGUGAUCAACUUGUUAAAAGAGGUGUGGUGUGA
Messenger RNA from Vicia villosa (hairy vetch), 1968 nucleotides. RefSeq lists its product as uncharacterized. The transcript has 3 exons. The coding region runs from base 1 to 1968 and encodes 655 amino acids. NCBI's taxonomy places the organism in Eukaryota, Viridiplantae, Streptophyta, Magnoliopsida, Fabales, Fabaceae. The record is from RefSeq and is a predicted model, not a curated record.